Coprinopsis cinerea okayama7#130 is the source of this 1812-nucleotide messenger RNA. RefSeq lists its product as hypothetical. The transcript is spliced from 7 exons. The record is from RefSeq and is a predicted model, not a curated record. The coding region runs from base 1 to 1812 and encodes 603 amino acids. Lineage: Eukaryota; Fungi; Basidiomycota; Agaricomycetes; Agaricales; Psathyrellaceae.
AUGAUCAUCUUCGUCCAACAAGUCAAUGAAACCCCAUGCUCCACCCUCGAAGCUGAGGGCGACUGGACCUUGUCUGCCCAAGUCCUUGCGCUUUGCGGGUUAAGCGGCUUGCAUCAAUCCGCCGUCCUUCUCCUCUGGUCAAACAACUGGCGCUGGUGGGUCCCGUUCGUCAACGUUGUGCUUCAAGUCGCCGAACUCAUCGGAGUCUUGAUCAUCUACCGCGGAAGCUUCAUUGUUUUAAUGAUUACGCUGGGCUUUACUCUCAUUAUCCGGGACGGCCACCACUUGUUCACCAUCCUAACUUCGUGCCUUCGUCGACGUCAAUCCCCCCCGGGGCCUGAACUGCAACUGGACGACGAUGCAACCAUCUUGGACUCGACAGCAACCAAUAAUCCUACCCAACAAGAAGGGGAAGAGAAGGAAGAGUCCCGUUGGCAUCGUCUGCUGGGACGAUCCCUGUGGGCCCAGAGGACCCCGUGGGUGUCAAAGGAUAUGACUUACUACGUGUCCAUGCCCACUCACUUCAUCUUUACACACAGGGGUGAAUCAAAGAAAUUCAUCGCGUCUCGAGGACUAGUGGCCGGCUUGAUCUUCAUUAUCAGCAUCUGCGUCACCGUCAACUCGAUGCUCAUUGAACCUAUCCAAGAAACAAGCGCAAUCCCGGCCAAGACUCUUCGCGGAACGGCUCCGGCUUUGAGAGAAGGCCUGAAAGUUAAGCCUCCCAUCUGGACUGUCGUCGCUUAUGUGGAAGAAGGAAACCAGUCCGCCUACGCCCUGGAAGAAGCGCUGAGUGUAACCCCGAUUUGGGAUGACUCGAGUGAAUAUAAGCCUCUCUGUGUCUUCAACGACGUCCUGGCCCUCGGGGAGAAGAAUUCGUCGGUUGCCUACAUCAACUCCAAUAUCCAAGCCGCUGUCUUUACAUGUCCCAGCAGAUUGCCCCCCGUUAGUGGUGGGUACUUUGCGGUUUCUCAAUUCUGCGGAAGAGAUGUUCAUGGAGUUUCCCGUCUAGCGGUCAAUUUCACCAAGUCCUACACCCUUUCCGCUUCACCCGACUUCCAAAUCCGAGUCAAUUUCACUGCCCUCGAUGCAAGCACAGGCUCCCCUGAGCUCAACUACGCCCGAAGGAAAUCGGUCUCUAUUCUCUUGGGAAUGACAGACAAUCUGGAGGAUAUAUUCGAGGCCACACGUCCGAUCCACAUAUUCCCCGGCGUCAGCCUUCUCGGAGGGAUUGUCAUGGGAGUCAGGAGACGGAUUAUCGACCGUUUCUGGGCUGCCUUCCUGAUGAGCCGUACACGGACCUACUUCUUCGCCAAAGUAAACCCAAUUUUCUCCGACCCCAACACGCCCCCAAAGCCAAAUAUGGGAUCAUUCCGGUUAUUCGGACAGAACGACCACACCUAUUGGGAGUUCGUGGUUGACCAAAGGGAGAAGACUGUGCUGGCAGCCUUUGGAGUGAUUGGUGGAAUCUUGAGCGUCCUGUUCCUCCUGUUUCUUCUUCUAUUCGGUUCUAAUUACAUGAACGUGUUGCAAGGGACGAAACCCCUCUCACCAUCCGGAAUUAUUUGCAGACGGGACAGACAAAAGGCGCUGCUUGAGAAAUACCCGGCUUUGUUGGAGGAGGGCUCUCUCAAGGGGCCGGCGGAUUUCCUCAGAGACGAGCUUAUCGACGUCGGCGAGCUACAAAAGAUCAAAUCUCAGGCCGCAGCAAGUACGAAGCCCACAGUCAAGCCGUCCAAUGAAGAUCCUGGCCCAAGCGGGGCUUCUGGUUCGAGAGAGACCGGAUCCAUAGUGUCCUCCCUGGGCUCUCCGUGA